Rotaria socialis is the source of this 1041-nucleotide messenger RNA. The record is from the annotation of a GenBank genome assembly. Lineage: Eukaryota; Metazoa; Rotifera; Eurotatoria; Philodinida; Philodinidae.
AUGACCACGGCUCCGUCAGAUGAUUAUCAAAUAAUCGAUGAUAAUCAGGGAAACGACGAGAAUGAAUUUGACAGUGAUUCAUCAAAUGAAUGUCCGUUUAAUCCCGAUAUCGCUUCAAAACUUAGUGCAGCAUUUGCUAAAGCAACUGGCAUUGAAAUUGAAUUCGCUGUUCAAUUACUUAAAGAUCAUGAAUGGAAUAUUGAUCUAGCUUUAAAAGCGACCUAUGAAGCUAAAGAACAUAUCAAAUCAAUCAUGGCUACCAAACAAGAUUGGAAAGAUUCAAAAGGAGAAUAUUUUAAAAUUCUCUCGUGGAAUACCGACACAACAGAUAGUGAUGAAGUUGAAAUCAAUGAUUUAAUCGAACAACGAACAGAAACGAUGAUUGAAAUUUUACUUCGAGAAAAGCCGGAUAUAAUUCUUUUACAACAAGUUGGAACGAUUGCUUUAACAUUAAUCAUAACAUCUCUUUCAUCGUUAUAUGAUGAUGAAUCAAUUCAAAUUGAUUCACCGACGAAUACGAAUUAUGUAUCGAUUUUUACACUCAAGUCAAAUGUAGAAAAGAAAAAUGUAUCAACUAUUCAAAAUUCAGAAAAUUGGAAAAUGCUUAAAGUUGAAAUUGAAUAUAAAAAUUCAAUUCGUAUGGACUUAUUCAAUGCUUUUAUUGAUGAAAAUACAUAUUCAUUUUGUUUCGAACAAAUUAAUCAGAACAAUCCAAAUCAUAUUGUCCUAUUCGGUAUAAGUAGUCAAAUUUCAGAUACUUGUUGGGAUUCUAAAGCAAUUAAUCUCAAUGACUUGUGGGAAAAAACGGACCAACGACCUGAAGCAACAUAUACAUUUGAUCCUGAAUUAAAUUCGAAUAUCACUGAAAAACACGGACCUCAACGUUAUGAUCGAAUUUUCUUUCGAUCGCCAACAUCGAUGAAUAAUCAAUUGAAACCUGUUCACAUGGAAUUAGAGGGCAUUCAACGUAUUAAAACAUCAGAUAUUCUUUUCCCAUCGAAGCAUUGGGCAAUUCAAGGUUAUUUCGAUAUCGAGAAUUAA